UUUAAUGUUAUGAAAAGUUUUUUGAUCUUACCGGAAGUCUCAAAGGCGCGUCCCUGUUAACCAAACUUAAAAAAGGAAGUGUGAAUGAAAUACAUACAUAUUCUAUCUAGAUUUGAUCUAGAUCUAGUCUAUAUUCUAGUUCUAGUCCCAUUUAUUUAGUUCUUAAAUUGUAAACGAUGAUAUGGCAAAAAGAAAAGAGAAAAUCGACAAAGACACACGUCUUUUGAUAAAGCUCGUAACAGGUUUUCAGGAAAGAGAUGAAAAUUUUCAUUUAUGUCUGACGUUUGCUGAUUCCAACUUCAAGUACCACAGAUACCUCAGUCCUGACAGCCAUAAGAUUCGUCGUGCUGUUGAUGGAUUAUGCGAAAAAUUAGAAAUUCACUCACAAAAGCAGAAAGCUACAGAUUUAAGGGAGUUAACUCAGGCUUUUUUAGCCCAGCCAGGGCUUGAUGGAAGGGAUACUGGAGAGACAGAUGUUCACUAUGCCCUGCUGUCUUUGUUGCUGGAGUUGUCUCACUCCCCAAUACAAACUGAUUUUCAAAGAAAACAGAAGGAAAUAAAACCUGAGGAAGUUGAUGACUUUGAUUGGAGCUCAUACUUGUUACAAGACAUCAACAGGAACUUUUGUUCCUAUGCUUCAAGUAGUUGUGAUGAAUCUGACGAAAGCCUGUCUGAAGAAUCUGAUGAAGAGAAAGCAAAUGAAGAAGAUGAAGCUGACCAGAAAAGUGCAAUCAGAGAAGCUGAGAGAACAGAUGAGGCUUAUGGUCAGCAGUCAUGUCUAAGAUCAGUCAUACAGUCACAUGUGUCCUCAGUCACCUCGGCUGUCCAUCAUAUGACUGUCAGUGAUGAGUACACACAGCUGGAGCAGAUGCUAGUCACAGAAUACUGGAGGGGGAAGGGGAGGGAGGAGGAUACAGCAGGGAGUCAUGCCGCAUCUAAUCUAGCCAGAGACUGGAACUGUUACCUGUCAAAACUGAACGAGUUUCACACUCCAAGGUCACAAUGUGUCAUCACUGAACCUCAGGUCAUCAGGGAGGUCCUGUGGAUGUUAAGUGGAGUGAAGGAUCUGUUUAUUUUUAAAUUCAAUGGCCAAGAAUUCAGCCUCAACCCUGAUGUUUACCUUAUGCACUUGACUAAUGAAUGUCUGGAGAGCUGUAUGAAGCCACUGAUGCGUAAAGCCAGCCAGGUUGCUUCCCUGCACAGUUUUGUCUCCGACAUUGUCUCCCAGAUCAGCAGCGCCAUCUUGUGUCAGGGGCCCACGUCCACGGGGCCCGUGGGGGUGCCACAGACGUACCAGGCCUUUGCCACAUGUGUCUCAGAGUUCCUCUCACAGUACAGGGGGGAGCUGGUCAGGAUUGAAAAGAAUGUUCUAGAACAAGAUGACCUUAUGACCCUGGCCAAGCUGACCUCUGACCUUGAAGCUUGGCAUGACAAGGUUCAAACAGUCCACAGUAUCUACAUCUCUGGGGUGACCUCUGCCUCCAGCCUGUGCCAGACUACCCAGGUCAGCAACUGCUUCAAGUCAGCCCUGCUGCUGGACGUGCUGUACCAGGCCGUCUUUGAGGCGGACAUGAUGUCACUGACUGACACCACUGACAAGUCUCUGCUCACAUUAAAGAUGUUGGUCAAGACGAGCCAGCCUCUCCUGGAGAUGACCAGUGAGUGGAUCAACAAUGGUCAGUUGUGUGACUCGGCUGGGGAGUUUGUCAUUCAGAGAAACAAAGAAAUCAAAUCUCUAGAUGAAACAUUUUGGGAGAAGGCUUUCAUUUCAAACCUGCACCCUAGUCCCAACCAGACUUCUAGUUCUGAGCCUGCUGUUGUAGAUCUGAACCCUGGGGCCAACAACCCUGGGGCCAACAUCCCUGGGGCCAACAUCUCUGGGGCCAACAUCCCUGCCACUGCCCACAAGAACUAUCAAAAGCCAGACUCCACGGAGUACAUAAUAAAAAAUGGACCAAAACUUCUGCAGCCAAUUUUGGCUAAAGUUAUCCUGACUGGCAAGUCAAUGGAGAUGCUGGAAAAUCUGGGCAGGCUGGGAGAAGUUCAAGACAUCAGUUUUAGAGUUUUUGAGCGGCCUUUAACUCUUUAUGAACAUUUUGUGCAAGAUUUGAAAGCCAAGCUGGAGAUUUGUGAGACUCCAGUGGUGCAGGAGAUUCCCCCACCCAAGGAGAUUAUGUACCAGGAUAAGCAGGUGAGAAAACAGCUGCAGAUUAAGGGUGACCUUGACCCACUCCUGAACAUCAACUUUUCUGGCCUGUUUUCUCAUGAGAAAUCAACAAUGAAGAAACAAAAAUCCGAACUGAAUCUGCGAGGCACCAACCGUGGCAUCACGCCGCUGCUCAAAUUGUGUGAGGGCUGCUUGUACCCACAUAUCAGCUGCCGCUAUCAGACUGUCUGUCUGAAACUUGUCCACAUCCUCAAGACUGAGUACCACCUUCUGGACUGUCUUCAAGCUAUGCAGAGAUACUACCUCAUGUCUUCAGGGGAGCUAAUGUAUGACUUCUACACACCCAUUUUUAAGAAGAUAGAAAGCAGAGAAGACUGGCGAGAUUUUUCUCUGCUGGAGAUUUAUUUACAUGAAGCUGUGGCAUGCAGGCACCCUAAGGACAUAUCCAGGUUGUCUAUUGAGGUGUUGACUGGGUUACAAGAGAGGACCCCCAUCUCAGUCACUGAUUGCAUACACUUGAAAUACAAUGUUCCAUGGCCAGUGAAUGUUGUCAUAUCAGGAGAUUGUCAGUUACUCUACAACAACAUAUUUUCAUUUCUAAUCCAGGUGAAAAGAGCCAAGUUUACCCUGGAUCAGCUGAGGUUUGAGGAGAUCUCCCGAGCGCAGAAAGUGAGCAGACACGAAGGGGAGACAAUGCCCAGAGAGAAGAGGAUCCACAGGUUUCAGCUCCUGAGGUUUCGACUGCUCUACUUCAUCAACAGCUUACACAAUUACAUCAUGACCCGCAUACUCCACAGUAAAGGUCUUGAGUUUGCCACCCAGCUUGAAGGGGUCACUGACCUAGAACAGAUCAUCUCCAUCCACCGUGACUACGUCAACGCCAUCCAUGAGCGCUGUCUGCUCCACCCCAAGCUGGCUUUCCUGAAGGAGGCCGUGAUGAAGGUCUUGAAUCUGGCCCUCACAUUUGGUCUGCACUGGAGGCAGGGUGUGGAUUUUUUCAGUGGAGAUUCUAUUGUGGAGAUGGAGGUGGAGCUGACGCGCUGUGUUCAUUUCCUGGCUGCCUUUUUAAACAAUGUCAUCAAACGCGGGUCUUUCCCACACUUGGAAUCUCUGGCCUUUGCACUGGUGUCUUCACUACAGAAUGUGACCAAUGGAUAGCACGCACACACAUACAGACUUUUGUUAUGGUUGUCUCCCUGUAUCUAUCAUGAUUUAUUUUCUCAAGACUC
This is a messenger RNA of Physella acuta, 3396 nucleotides long. Its product is annotated as gamma-tubulin complex component 5. Gene Ontology annotation, molecular function: microtubule minus-end binding; gamma-tubulin binding. Gene Ontology annotation, biological process: cytoplasmic microtubule organization; meiotic cell cycle; mitotic cell cycle. Lineage: Eukaryota; Metazoa; Mollusca; Gastropoda; Physidae. The record is from RefSeq and is a predicted model, not a curated record. Gene Ontology annotation, cellular component: gamma-tubulin complex; microtubule organizing center; spindle pole.